AUUGAAAAAAUAUUUGCUGUGGCAAGUCUACAGAUAUAAAGAAAUUAUUUGAUGAAAAAAUUAAUUUCGAAUUUUGCUAAUUGGGUAAUAGGGGGCGUGUUUUGAGUUUUUUCUGCCAGUUGGCUGAAAACAGUGGAAAUAUCAAAGUCUGUCUAAUUUGUCGAUUAUAAAAAAAUUUCCGUGGUCAAUCACCAAUUUCCAUCGCACCAGUUACUCGCAAGACUAACCCGUAUAUCAUAUCCGAAUUUCAGUUUCACUACUUGACGCAUUCUUUGAUGCGUCGCGGUCAAACAUUGACAAUUUAACUGCUAAAAGGCUUAAAAAAUCAAUUGUGGUCUUGUCUCAGAUUGGUUAAGUGUAAAGAAGACGCCAUUUUAAUGUGUCUUGUGACAUGACGCGAGAUCAAUGGUGAAAGAGUCUAAUUCCGUAAGGCGCUAGAUUCUGUUCAGUUCCUGGUCUUUUGCAACGACUUUUAUUUGGAUGCUACGGCUGUGCAUGUAAGUAACCGAUGCAGCUGAGCAUGUGAGUAACCGAUGCAGCUGUACAUGUGAGUAACCGAUGCAGCUGAGCAUGUGAGUAACCGAUGCAGCUGUACAUGUGAGUAACCGAUUAUUCUAGGCCUAGCCUAUUCGUGAAACUGAUGUGGAUGAUUAAGAUCAUUUUGGCGGCAAAAUUUAAAUAUGAAAUAUAAAUCGCCCUACUGUAUUAACUUUCCAGUGUAACCCAAUCUGUGUCACCUCAACAUUGUCACUAACAUUGUAACUAAAUAACUUUCUCCGUUAUAUACAGUCACAGUGUAACUCAAUCUGUGUCACUUCAACAUAGUUACCAUGAACCUUGUAACACUAUCUCGUUCCCUAACAUUGUGACUAUAGGUACAUGUAUCUCUGAUAGGCCAAGAACACUGUCAUUCCCAACAGCUGUUGCCAUCAAAAUAUUUCCAGAAGAACGACUUAUACCAUCUGACAUAAUUGCUGUUGCAGUCAAAAUAUUGCCAGAAGAAUGACUUAUACCAUCUAACACUUACCACUUACCACUCACCACUCACCACUUACCACUUACAAUUAAUAUGUAUGUAACACAUUACAUUCAGUUAUGUAGGCUAACAUUUUACAUUGGAAUAAAAGCACCUUUUCAUUUAAAACACUGUUUAAAAAGUAUCCUAUUAUGGAAAUUCGGCUUUUUUAACAUCUAUCUGUUUGGAAUGUCCCCUAUGGGGUCAUGUGAGUGUGAGUGACCCAGCAGAAGAAUGUGGAUCAGUUUUCAGAUCAAGACCAUGGUUUUGACCCGCUGUGAAGUGUCACAAUCUGAUGAACCCAAUCCUUGAAAAGUUGUACAAGUUAGAGUGACUGGCCUAUCCUAGUAUUCAUUUAGAUCAGCUCUUGGCUGUCAUGUCUUUGGAAUGGGUAUUACUGUUUAUUGAAUAAUCAAAUAAAUAAUUUCCAUCUGAUGUGAUGAUUUAUUUGAGUUAAAUUUAAAGAUAGUAUUGACUAUAUGAGGGAUUUUAUGUACAAUAGACCUGCAUUUAGCACUUACUGCUCAGUAUCUACUAUGAAGUGUGAGCUUCCAGUGUUAUAUACAUUUCAAAAUCAUGCUGGCUGUUGUCAUGGUUGUAUUUAAUGCUUAUUGAUUUUGUUUUGAUGUUUGUUGAGUGUGAAUCAUCAUGUGAUGAAGCAAUACUGGGGAAUUUCCAAGCUCUCGGUAUCCGUUUCGAUUGCAACUGUUCCACUAACAACUUAGGAAAUUUCCAAGCUCAUAGUAUCCCUUUCCAUUUCAAUUGUUUCUGCCUUUAGAUGUGACACUUCCUGAUGCCUCAUUUCAUCCCUAAGUUUCUGUUUAAAGAUUUGUCUCUGCUAAAUUAACUAAACCUAUGAAAGUCAUGUCAUUUCAGGAGUCAUCAGAAGUGAAGGACGACAGUGGUUUCCAGUGGUUGAGACUCCUGUGAUGAGUAAGGACGUACACUUGAAGGGUGUUGCGAAAAAUGAAGGGGCGCAGAAUGGAGAUUCAGAAUCGGAAGCAACUCGAGAGAGAACAGCUGUAGUUACAGAAGUGGAAGAGGAUUUGGUGACCAAAGUAGUUACGAGAAAUGACAGCAACCCAGUCAUUCCUAUCGAGGCAGCUGACAUGGCAGCCAGCAAGGUUCAUGUGGAACAUCCUAAUGACAGAGGUAGCAGAAAUGAGAUUGUUUUGAUAGCGACUGAUCCAUCUGAUGACCUAAAGCAACGGUCUAGCCUUCCGAAGGACAUGGGAAGGGAGAGAGGAGUAGGCCCUCCCGAGCAAGCAGAGAAAUGCUGUGCAGGCAAUGAGAAAAAAAGAAAAGAAAAGCAGGGUGUGACUAUCAUUGUGAACUUUGCUGCUAAUGAACUCAAAAGAAAGCCAGUAAAGCCAUACCUUACACAGACCUUCCAAGGAGAGGUGAAGUUCAGGAUGGGUAAAAUAGAGAAGAAGUGUCAUGUGUUUGCUGUCCGAAUUGAAUUGGAGAAUAGAGACUCAGCAUACAAGGCGUUGGUCCUCCUUAGAUCAAGUGAUAGGAACAUGAUUGUUGAUUACAGAAUUGACUUCGAGCUAGAAAAUUGUUCAGACUUGAACUAUGAACUGCAGAUGAAAAGCUUGUCUGACUUGGAGAGGCAUGAUGCAAGAAUUGGUGAGGAAUACAAGAGGUUGCAGUCCAUCAUUCCGGUUGAGGCCACCAUCUUUAGUAAGAAAGAGCUACAGAGUGUUAUGCUUGAGAGGCGAAACAUUGAGCAGAAACUAAUGGAACUGACGAGGCAGAGGGAUGAGUUUGUCAUCUUUAUGGGAUGCAUUAGCAAUCGGUUGAUAGGGCAUGAAACAGUAGGAUGUGCAGAGGCAAAACUCAUAAGACAGUCAUUUGGUGUUGAAUGCUGCCGACUGAAACAAGCAUUACCGAUGUUUGCCAGGCGUGGAGACAUUGUUAACACAGUCAUGUCACAACAGGUAACAAUCGUCCUCGGAGAGACAGGCUCAGGCAAGAGUACACAGAUUGUUCAAUAUCUCUACCAAGCAGGUUUUGCUGGUGAUGGAAAGAUAGCAUGUACUCAGCCACGUAAAGUUGCUGCGGUAAGCUUGACAGAGCGUGUCUCUGAGGAGAUGAAAAGUCGUAUUGGGGAUGUUGUAGGAUAUAAAAGUGGUAACAGGGGAAAGUUCGGUGACCAGACAAAGAUUCUCUACAUGACAGACUACACCUUGUUGACAGAAUUUAUCCAGGAUCCUGAGCUGAGUGAAUAUAACUGUGUAGUUAUUGAUGAAGCACAUGAGCGAAGCCUCUACACUGACAUUGUCCUAGGGAUGCUGAAGAAACUGCUUCUGCGACGAAGAGAGCUACACAUCAUCAUCAGCUCUGCUACAAUGGACACCAAACUGUUUCAAGCGUACUUUGCUGAGUUUGAUGCGAGGGUUUUAGAGAUUUCUGGCAGGACAUUCCCGGUUGAAGUGGUGUGGCCAAGUAGGAACUGGAAGGGAUUGUCCAAGUUCCCAGUUCAAGACACUAUUGCUAAAGUACGGGAGAUCCAUAAGACAGAAGAGGGUGGUGACAUCCUGGUCUUCUUAACCACUCCAGCAGAAACCGAAAAGGCAUGUGAGUUAUUGUCACAAGAUCAAGGAUUGGAAUGCUUGCCUCUACAUGGUAAGUUACAACCACAGGAACAACAGAGGGUCUUCAAACCAGCUACAGCUCAAAAGAGAAAGGUUGUCUUUGCCACAAAUUGUGCAGAGACAUCAAUAACCAUUUCUGGGAUCAAGUAUGUGGUUGAUACUGGCCUAGUAAAGGAAAACAGGUUUGACCCUAUCAGAAAUAUGAAUACCUUGGAUAUCGGAAAAACAAGCAAGAGCUCCGUUGAGCAGAGGAAAGGCCGGGCUGGUAGGAUUGAGGCAGGAAAGUGCUUUCGCCUCUUCACUGAGGAAGAACAUAAAAAGAUGGAAGCCUCGAACAAGCCUGAGAUACUGCGUGUGCAAGUUGGUCAUGCGAUAUUGAGUUUGAUGUCGGCUGGAGUCCCCAAUCCUCUACAGUUUGACUUCGUCCAAUCUCCAGGAAUGGAUGCUCUUGAAGCAGCCAUGGCAGAGUUGGUGUCCAUUGGUGCUGUUGUUGAUGGUAGCCUCACUGACCUGGGCAGGAAGAUAUCAAAGCUCCAGCUAUGUCCUAGGUUAGGGAAGUUGGUGAUUGAAGGGAUAGAGCAGGACAUUGCUAUGGAGGCCAUGGUGGUUGCAUCCGUCUGCACGAUGUCUGGGAGCAUGUUUUUUCGGAUGGGUAGUGAUGAAGAAAAAGAGAAAGCUGACAUCCGGAAGCUUCCAUUCUGUCAUGCUGCAGGUGACCUAUUAACAUGCAUGGACGUGUACCGGGCUUGGAAGGACAUUGAUGAGCGCAGGAAGAACCAGUGGUGUUUUGAGAACUCGAUCAAUGCCAAGGCAAUUAGGAUCAUUAAGGAAACACUAAUGGAAAUGCUCAGAACAUUGGAGAGGGAGCCAGGAAUACAGAUAAAACGUGCAUUCAAGGAGGAUAAAGAAGAGGCAGACAGAAUGAUCCAGAAGUCCAUUUUCUCCUGCUUCAAGUUAAACCUCUGUCGUUUUGGUGGACACCAACGGAUUGGUUACCUGUCCUGUCAAGAAGGAGAACAGGCAGGAGUUCUACAUCCUUCAUCUGCCUUGAGAUUCUUGGACCAGAAACCGAAAUGGUUGGUAUACGACAGCAUAUUGAAAACAUCGCAAAAGUUUAUACUCAAUGUAACAACAGUUGAUGACUCCUGGGUUGCGGAGGCAAUAAAAUCAGGCCUAGUGGACAUUGACCUUCCAAGAAUUGAAGAGAAGAUACUGGCCACAACCAGAAUGGCAGAGUUUGGUUACAUGGUGAUGAAGAAACUGACGGAGAAUAAAUAUGCUGUCUGCAACUCCCUGCAGAAAGAACUGACCACAAAAUUUGACAGUCCAGUUUUCUUAGAAAUACGGAACGCACCAGGUACCUUGGACAUAAUCGCAAAGAAACAGCAUCAUGAGUCGAUUAAAGGCAUCAUUAAGGAAACUGUUGAGCCAGAAAAGAAGUCUAUAAAGAGAAAGGAAAUACCGGGAUCAUUGAAUGGAAUGAGUACCCGAUUUGUGUUUGGGAGCGGUUACCAAGUUAACCUUGUCCUUGGAGAGGGAGAGUACAGGAGUGUGUUGGUGAAGAUGGAUCCCAGCACACAUAGAGAUAUUUCAAAAUUUGAGGUCUUGGAGUACUUUGCAGCAUUUGGAGAAAUCCGGGACCACUUUAUCUUCAAUAGCCAAAAGUCAAACAAGGGACAAUGGAACAUGCAAGACAAAGCAAUACGGUGGGGAAAGAUUACAUUUUCAACGAUGGAUGAGGCCAUGGUGGCUGUAGGAGCAACAGAGGGAGAGACUGUGUUCGCUGUUCCUGAUCUUCAGGGAGGGAAGCCAAGGAAAGACAACCAUGCAGAAUACCUGAUGCGAUUCAAGUACUGCAGACGUCGGUCUAAAGGAAGAGGCUUUGUGAGAUUCAAGAGUCCAGAUGACGCCAUCAGAGCCUGUAGUAACAUUGGGUCAUUCCGAGUACGAGACUCCUACGCUUCACUUAAACAUGAUUUUCAGGAUGAUAACCUUACAAAGGUAUUCAUCGAUAAGAUCGAUCAUGCUGCGGAUGAAAAUGAACUAAAGACAGCAUUGCAUGAUGCACUCGGGUGUCAUAAUGGAUCCAUUGAAGACAUAGUACUUUACAGAGAGAAAUCUUGUGAUUCAAAGCCAACAACUCAAGCUGAAAUCUAUGCAUUCAAGAGAGACAUGAAAGAGGCUAUUGAUGACUUUCUCACACCUGAGAACAGGGAACAGUAUCACAUCAAUAUAAAACCUUUGACAAAGCCUGGUAAUAUCCACUUACUAGGCACCAUCUUCUUCCACACACUCGAAGCCUUUGAAAUGGUUGCACCGCAUCUACCUGAAGGUAAGAAGCUUUGCCUACAUAGGAACAUGGAACGACGAUUUGAGCUGACACACCACAUCACAACAUCCUUUUCUGUUCCAAGGGAGAUGUAUGAUGCGAUAGAAACCUGUUUUGAAGAAGUCAAUUCUAUUCUUCAUGAGUUUGAUCAGCAUGAAAUGGAAGUCCAGUUUGGUGCAUGGCAAGGCAAUAUCAUAAGGAUAUCACUGAGUAGCCAUCAUGCAAGAUCACACAAGCAAGCUAUCAAAUGGUACCAGGAGAUAUUGGAGGGUGAUCAAAUCCCGACACACAGCCCGUUGAUGGAGUUUGUCUUUACAACAGAUGGAGAGAAGGAGAUGAAACACAUAAUGAAGGUUACUGGGGCUUACAUUGCGUUAGACAAACGCAUGAAGACUUUGUCCAUCCACGGCAGUGAACCAGCCAGGGAAAAGGCAAAGAUAGACCUCAAUGGAUUCCUUGAUAAAAUGGAAGACAACAAACCUAAAGUUAUCAAACUUCAGGAUGAGAAGCAGCCAAAAGGUCUAAUGAAGAAGGUUGUCCAGACAUUCGGGUGCGAGUUACAAGAGGUCAAGAGAAUUCCUGGCAUGACUGAGGCAGUCUUUGACAUGAGAAAACGUCUGCUCAAGGUCUGUGGAAAUGACAACGCAUUGGAGACUGUUUGUCAGAGAGUGAAAGAAUUGGCUGACGAGAUUGGUCAAGGUUCCCCUGGAGACGCUGAUGAAGAUGAGAUUGCCUGUUCCGUCUGCUUUGCAGAGUUUGAAGACAAUUUCAAGACGAUGUACCGCCUCCAGGUGUGUGGACAUCCCUACUGUCUUGACUGCAUCAAGCGACAGAUUGAGUAUGCCCGAACCAACAAGGAAUACCCAAUCACGUGUUGUGGUGAAGACUGCCAGGAACCCAUGGCUCUUCAAGAUAUUUGGAAGAUCCACCCCAAACAAGACGAAGCCGUCCAUACCAAACUUCAGAUGGCGUCGCUAGAAGCCUUUGUCAGAAAGAACAGACUAAAGUAUCGGUUCUGCCCAACUCCCAACUGCCAGGGAGUUUAUAAAGUCACUAAAAAUGAGGAUGCCAUAGCUGUUUUCAGAUGUGAGCUCUGCUCAGUUGCCGUCUGCUCGUGUUGCCACAGCCAACACCCGGGGAUUUCAUGCAGAAUUAACAAGAAAUUUAAGGAGGAGGAAGCAUCAGACGAAGCCGUGUUACGAAAAUGGAAAGCCCAGGACCCGAAAAAGCACAAGACAUGUCCGAAAUGCCAUAUUAUGAUCGAGAAAACUGUUGGGUGCAAUCGGAUGGACUGUGACGCCUGUAAAACGACAUUUUGUUGGUUGUGUCUUGAGAUAUUCAGGUCUCACAACGACUGCUAUGAUCAUCUUACGAAAGCCCAUGGAGGAAUAUUUGAAGUGCAUGAACUUUAUCAAGAAUAGAUUAGAGACUUUGGCAUGUACUAGUUUGGACAUGGUGAAACCACUGGAUAUGUACUUAUAAUUUUAGCAAACCCAUGUAGUCUAACCAAGCGAUUUCAUGAGAAAUCAGUGUGAUAACUAUCGUACAACUGUACUUAGAUUUUAUAUUCUGUACAGAAGACAGUAAGGACAAUCUGCUCUGAUGAUCCUAACAAUACGAUGGCAGUUCUCAACAAGAUUUUCUGCUUUCAAAUUUCACAAGAUCGGUUUUGGAAACCCAUCUCCCUCAAAGGGUCAUCAUCAUUUUCUGUUUUCCCUUUUGCUUUUAACUGGUUGCUCAGCUUUAUAUGGAGGCCUUUCAAAUGAAAAGUCUUUGGGACAAGAGACAAAGUGUACAUGGAAUCACAAAACUACUUGCUUUAUUUGUGCACCUGGAUCAAAAGUCUAAAUGACGGCAACUUGUAAAAGCCACACACUUUAUCACUCAACUUUGUUACAUUACCAUUCAAUACUAACUGGUAUACGGAGACACCAACAGAAGGCAUGCAGGAUUGCAUUUUGUCUUUUGGAUCUAAUAGACGGUAUUUAGUCUUUAACCUGAUGGACAGUCUUUCACUUGUAAAUAUAAGUUGCUCAUGCUUGCUCAUGUGAAGAAUGAAAUAAGAACAGAAAAUCAAGUGGACUUGACUGGGAUCCCCGUCACCUGCCUUUUCUGAACUUAUUUCAUAUUCCCUCUGAAUCAGCAGAAGGGUUGGGAGAAAAAACAUCCAAUUGGAUGUAUUAUCAAAGACAGAGCCAAUGAAGUUCUUUGCAGGUGUCGAUCCAGGGGUUGCUAUCCAGCUGUGAUUCUGUGGGUUUAAAAACUACGAUGAAUUCGGGGGAGAUGACAUCGAGGAACACCCUCAACGAUACAAAAUACUGUUAACUCGGAAAUAUUUGCAAUCACCUUAUUUUGCAUUUUUGUGAAAUUGCAACUUUUGCGUACCUUUAAUUUACCUGGUAACGUUUUGACAACCACUGAUUUAGAACAGUGACUUCGAUAAGAUUUCCUUUUUCGUCGCCAUAUGUUUCACGAAAUAUGUACAACACAAAACAAAAAGGCACACAAAUAUUUCUAUGUUUACAGUAGUGACUUCACAGGACAGGUAAAUAUUUGCAUGAUGAUGUGGGAGAAAUUGGACCGAUCAACAAUAAGUUCAUGCAAAUAGAAAUAAAUAUGAAACAAGAAUAAUAAAUAUAAUAA
Molecule: messenger RNA, 8584 nt
Organism: Lineus longissimus
Lineage: Eukaryota; Metazoa; Nemertea; Pilidiophora; Heteronemertea; Lineidae
Exons: 4
Coding region: 1945-7362 (1805 amino acids)
Cellular component (GO): intracellular anatomical structure
Molecular function (GO): zinc ion binding; ATP binding; RNA binding
Source: RefSeq, a predicted model, not a curated record